AUGUCCCAAGAGCAGAAAACCCCAGACGAAGAAGCUUACCGGCCGGUCCAUCUCCUGUCCGACAAAUCUACUCGGUUAAAGCGAGAUAUAUUCCUCUGGGAGGCCUCGGGAUGUAUGAAAGGAGGCCUUAACCACAGAAUAACUCCAGUCAGCGUACACACUCUGAAUAGAUGGGCCAAGAUGAUUGAUGAAAAAGCGAGAAAAUUCGGACUUGUUCCCUUAAAAGUACUCAAAACUCCAGGAUGA
Molecule: messenger RNA, 246 nt
Organism: Psilocybe cubensis
Lineage: Eukaryota; Fungi; Basidiomycota; Agaricomycetes; Agaricales; Agrocybaceae
Exons: 2
Coding region: 1-246 (81 amino acids)
Source: RefSeq, a predicted model, not a curated record